Messenger RNA from Grammomys surdaster, 2615 nucleotides. It is a transcript of the gene Cndp1, whose product is annotated as carnosine dipeptidase 1. The record is from RefSeq and is a predicted model, not a curated record. The transcript has 11 exons. NCBI's taxonomy places the organism in Eukaryota, Metazoa, Chordata, Mammalia, Rodentia, Muridae. Gene Ontology annotation, cellular component: cytosol. Gene Ontology annotation, biological process: proteolysis. The coding region runs from base 93 to 1574 and encodes 493 amino acids. Gene Ontology annotation, molecular function: metallodipeptidase activity.
CCAACUCACAGUUUUCAUCUCUCGCCACUGCUGCUCUGGGCAAAUCACAGACUUCAUAGCUCUUGGCACUGCUGCUGCAGCUGGAGCAGGGAAUGUUCUCUUCUUCUCCACACCCUGGGCAGCUGGAGAAGCUCUUCCAGUACAUAGACCUCCACCAGGAUGAGUUUGUGCAGACCCUGAAGGAGUGGGUGGCCAUUGAGAGUGAUUCUGUGCAGCCUGUGCCUCGUCUCAGGCAGGAGCUCUUCCGGAUGAUGGCCUUGGCUGCAGACAAACUCCGGAACCUGGGAGCUGGGGUGGAUUCCAUAGACUUGGGUUCUCAGCAGAUGCCUGAUGGUCAGAGUCUUCCCAUACCUCCUAUCAUAUUGGCCGAGCUGGGAAAUGAUCCCAAGAAGCCCACCGUAUGCUUCUAUGGGCACCUGGACGUGCAGCCAGCUCAGAAGGAUGAUGGGUGGCUCACAGACCCCUACACACUGACAGAGGUGGAUGGGAAACUGUACGGACGGGGAGCGACAGAUAACAAAGGCCCUGUUUUGGCUUGGAUUAAUGCCGUGAGCACCUUCAGAGCUUUGCAGCAGGAUCUUCCUAUGAACAUCAAGUUCAUCCUGGAAGGGAUGGAAGAAGUUGGUUCUGUUGCCCUGGAGGAACUUGUCAGAAGAGAAAAGGACCAUUUCUUCUCCAGUGUGGACUACAUUGUGAUUUCAGACAAUCUGUGGCUCAGCCAGAGGAAACCAGCACUCACUUAUGGAACCCGGGGGAACUGCUAUUUCAUGGUGGAGGUGAAAUGUAGAGAUCAAGAUUUUCAUUCAGGAACCUUUGGUGGCAUCCUCAACGAACCAAUGGCUGACUUGGUGGCUCUUCUAGGUAGCCUGGUGGAUCCAUCAGGCCACAUCCUAAUUCCUGGGAUCUAUGAUCAAAUUGCUCCUAUUACAGAGGAAGAAAGGACAAUGUACAAAAACAUCGAACUGGACCUAGAAGAAUACCAGAAGAGUAGCCAAGUUGAGAAAUUUCUGUUUGAUUCCAAGGAGGAACUCCUGAUGCAUCUGUGGAGGUAUCCAUCUCUCUCCAUCCAUGGCAUUGAGGGUGCGUUUGAUCAGCCUGGAACUAAAACAGUCAUUCCUGGCCGAGUCCUAGGAAAAUUUUCAAUCCGUCUAGUCACUCCAAUGACUCCGUCUGUGGUGGAGAAACAGGUGACUCAGCAUCUCGAAGCUGUGUUCUCUAAAAGGAAUAGUUUAAACAAGAUGGCUGUUUCUAUGGUACUAGGACUCCACCCAUGGACUGCAAACAUCAAUGAUACUCAGUACCUUGCAGCACAAAGAGCCAUCAAAGCAGUGUUUGGAGUUGAUCCUGAUAUGAUUCAGGAUGGGUCAACCAUUCCAAUUGCCAAAAUAUUCCAGGCUAUCACACAAAAGAGUGUGAUGAUGCUCCCACUGGGGGCUGUGGAUGAUGGAGAACACUCUCAGAAUGAGAAGAUCAACAGGUGGAACUACAUACAGGGGUCGAAAUUAUUCGCUGCCUUUUUCCUGGAGUUGUCAAAGCAGCAUUCAGGACAACAGGUGCCUUCCAGUGUGUUCUGACCCACUGGCAGGUCUCCCUCCUCAGACCCUGGGCAAAUCGAGAGAUGGGAAAAUUCAGGAAAUGUGGAAAAUGAAAAGUUUGGAAGUCACAGACGUUGGAGAUGUUUUAACAAUCCCUCGGUCACUUAUCUUUCACAAGCCACAGCUACCUGGACUGUUAGUCCCCAAAUCCACUGCAACAGGCUGGGAUAACCUUCUAGUGCAGGUGGAAUGUCUCUUUAGUCAGUUAGAGUCUCACUUUCCAUUCCAUUGGCUCAACCCUCCAGUUGACUUUCCAGGCCCUGAAGAACUGUGGUUCCCAAUCAUGGGACCAGGGUCUCAGGACCUGAGUCACUUUCACCUCUGUUCCCUUAAUAGCGAAAGUGGUGGCUUCCACCCCCGGCUACAGUGGUUUCCCUGUGGAUUCACUUUUAGAAGAGUUACUAGGGUAUGUCUCUGUAUUAACUUCUUGCCUUUCCUUCAUUUAUUUUUUUCUCAGAUUCUUGAACAUUCUGAAGCUAAAUGAUCAAUAUCCAUACCCUCACACCAUUUGGAAUCCUUGUGCAAAGAUGAUUUUUUUCUUUAAUUACAAACUUCUUCAGCUUUGCUGUGAUCGAUGCCACCUGCUCUGCCCCUCUGCUUCCCUUUCUUCCACUCCAUGAGUAAAGAACCCUCCCUGCAAACAUGUAUAUACCUACCAUUCUACCAGUAAAAUUUACCCUGAUGGAAUUUCUCACCCCAUUGAAAUUUUGCUCAAUGAGUUUAUCUGAAUUGCUCAGAGCUUUUAAUAACACCAGUGUUAGAUGGAGAACUAAUCAGCCCUGACAUCAGCAAGACAUUCUCGAUUUAAAGCUCAGCUAAAUCUGCAUCCAUUAAUCAUUUUAGUUAACGAUCUUGUUUGGCUUGAUUGGGCUUGAUGGUGUAAACAUUACAGAAAGUUAAUUUUUUUUACAGUCAAGUGUAUAUAAAUAAACCAAGUCUUAUAAGUUAAUUACUUAAAUCACGUUAAUAGAAGAGAAUUCAAAUGCUUCUCUUAUGGUUCCAAAUAAAAACAUUCCAUAA